This is a messenger RNA of Colletotrichum orchidophilum, 672 nucleotides long. RefSeq lists its product as uncharacterized. Lineage: Eukaryota; Fungi; Ascomycota; Sordariomycetes; Glomerellales; Glomerellaceae. The transcript has 3 exons. The record is from RefSeq and is a predicted model, not a curated record. The coding region runs from base 1 to 672 and encodes 223 amino acids.
AUGUCUAUCGUGAUGAACGCCACGCUCAAAAUCGAGGAACAGGAUAUAUCAUCAACCUCCCCCGAUGCGAACCUGCCACUUUCUCUUGAUCACAGCUACACGAACAUCACCCAGCUUCAAGAUCAAAUAGACUCGGAUACUCAGUACACAGUCGAGGACAUCCUUGUCGCCUUCGCGCCGUCAUCACGCUCAAUCCAACAACUAAUCGAGUCCCUGGAGACGCACAGGGUCAACACCCUCACCGAGCUCUGCCGCAUCGAACGCGUGGCGGCUACUUGUGAGAACGAAGAGGAUGCCCUGGCAUUUCAGGGCCCCAUGACUGCCGCUUGGGAUUACUACGUCAACAGCAACCAGUUUCUCACGGAGCUGCGGGGCCUGACGCGGAGCUACCCUCUCUGUAGCGACAUCCUCUACGACGCGCACGUCCGCGUGCGCAACGAUCCCAACUCGAAUAAGAGCUGGAAUUUGGCGUGGUUGUGCCUCGUUAAGAUUCAGGAAGAUGACCUUGUAUCUGGGUAUGCGGCCCUGGAGGCUGCGAAACCCGAGAUGUGGGGAGGCCGCGAGCCCUCCGCCGACGAGGCGGCCCAGCUCGGCGCCUGUUUCGAGUAUGAAUGGAAUAAGGCCGUUGACACGAUGCUUCGGCACUGGUCCGUUCCCCCGACUUGGUUUUGA